Messenger RNA from Colletotrichum gloeosporioides, 246 nucleotides. RefSeq lists its product as uncharacterized. NCBI's taxonomy places the organism in Eukaryota, Fungi, Ascomycota, Sordariomycetes, Glomerellales, Glomerellaceae. The transcript is spliced from 3 exons. Bases 1 to 246 code for a protein of 81 amino acids. The record is from RefSeq and is a predicted model, not a curated record.
AUGAUGCAGUUCCUCAACGCAAUCCUCGUCUUUGCCUCGCUUGCAGUUGCCGCUCCUGCUGCGGAUGUGGCUGCCGCCCCUAUUGAGGCCAGAGCCGCACCCAGCCCAUGCUACUCUAACCAGAAGUUGACCUGGAACACGGGUCAGAUCCCCGGCGACGGAGGAUGGAUUUGCUACGAAACCCCAUCCGGCCCCUGCACUCAGUACUCCUGGAAGACGGACCUUCCUUACUACAGCUGCACCUAA